GCGGCAUCAUGGCUCGUAACGUGACCGUCAUCCGCACAACAGCGAGCAGCAGCAACGUUCCCCAGCCCAGCCCCGGACUAUUUGAUACGGGAUACGCCAGGUCCUACUCGGGAAUGCUGAAAGGAGCGGAGAUGCUUUCCUUAUUAAUAGGAUUUCUUUGUGUGAGGUUCUCAAUUUGGACAGACUACAGUGCAUACAACUACUUUGAAGUUGUCACAGUUUGCUUCAUGAUUUUAAUCUUCAUAUUUUAUGUGAUCAACGUCUUUCGAAUAUACAGAAUGCUGACGUGUAUUUCAUGGCCCUUAGCGGAGCUGCUGCACUAUGCAAUCUGCACAUUUCUUCUCUUCAUUGCUUCCAUUGUGGCUGCUGUAAAAAGUUACACCAUAGCGGGAUUGAUAGUCGGAUCGGUUUUUGGGUUCAUAGCGACUCUCCUUUGUGUUAUGGAUAUGUGGUUAUCCUACAAGAUCUCAUUUACAGCACAAUCAACAGGCGCGACAUUAUGACUAUCUGGGCAGUUGCCUAUUCCCCAAGUGAAGUAACGGCUGAUAUCAACAGUUGAAAAUGUGAAUACGUUCAAAGCACAGUUUGCACCGUUUACAGUUGCUCCAAGUAAGGCUGGAGACACGCUUUGCUGCCAAAACUGCCAUUAUCAACAGGGUGAUGAUAAAACAGAUACAAAUUUAAUAAAAGAAUUAGGUGAGGGGGGUACUGUACAUAGGCUAUAAUUUCUUUAGUAACAAUUUUUUUUAAAAAUAUAUUUUUACACUUUUUUUAGCCAAAAGAUUUUAAUACCGGACUGUCAGUGGUCAGUCACCCUGGACUUUGGAUAAAUGCUGCAAUAUUGUUAUAGCCAGUAGGAUAACUGUAUAUAAAAUAAAAUGUCCUUUUUGGCACAGGGAUUAGAAGAAGUUCUGAACUGCCUAUUAAGUUAAACACUCCGGGUCUACAACUUUGUGUCCAUUUCUUAUGCACUGCUUUCAUUCUCAUUUAUUUGAUAUCAUAUUCUUUCAUACAAGGGCCUUUAUACUUCAUUGUAACGUAACCUUAUUUUGUUAAAUAUCUGAUUUCGAUAAUAAAACUGUUCUACAGCUUUUUUUUAUACUGAC
Molecule: messenger RNA, 1106 nt
Organism: Xenopus laevis (African clawed frog)
Lineage: Eukaryota; Metazoa; Chordata; Amphibia; Anura; Pipidae
Gene: cmtm7.L
Product: CKLF-like MARVEL transmembrane domain containing 7 L homeolog
Cellular component (GO): membrane
Source: RefSeq, marked provisional